Molecule: messenger RNA, 1779 nt
Organism: Fusarium oxysporum Fo47
Lineage: Eukaryota; Fungi; Ascomycota; Sordariomycetes; Hypocreales; Nectriaceae
Exons: 2
Coding region: 168-1673 (501 amino acids)
Source: RefSeq, a predicted model, not a curated record
GGGGAUCAUCACCAGUUCAAUCACGGCGCCAGACCCGGCUUUUUGCCCGCGGUUGGGAGCAUCACUAUCUUAUCGCAACCAUCACAGUAUAUGAUAUCAGUUUUGUUCCAUUUAAUUGUAUGCUGUAGUCGCGCGCGCUUCCUCUCCCUCGCCUCGCCUCAGGCGCGAUGCCUUCGACACGGCCGCCAAACGCGCAGUCGCCCAUCGUCGAUGUCGACGGCGCCCUUGAUAACAUCGACACCAUUCGCAUCCCCGAACCCCACGGUACAUAUUUACAAACACGCGGAGCUCGCGCAGCUCGUCGAAUAUACAAAGCUAUGGGUGUCUGGCCAUGGGACAUUGUUCCCGAAGCACCUCCUAAGAUGUGGGCCAUUAAUCUGCUAGAGGAUCUCGCUCUUGUCGCAGACCAUGUUGCCAGAAAUCCAGGUGAUACGCUGCAAGACCUUCAAUCAGAGCUUCGGAAGUCUCUAGCGCGCGAUCGCAAACCUUCUUAUGCUGGAAAAUUGAUGGCGCAGGAUGUUCACGCUGCAAAGAAGCGAUUCGUUCGAACAAUGCCUCAAUCCCCUGAUGCUCAAGACGACACUGGUGACGAUGUUGGUACUGCCGAGCGACGAUCCGGACGACGGCGAAGAACCGCAAACUAUAGCGCUCCAGACUCACCAAUUGACCCAUCGCGAUCGCGUCGAGAUACUUCUUCAGAGGAGAGCGAGGAGCACAUGGCCUCGUCUAUUACCGUCGCCUCAGAGUUUCCUCCAUCUCCCCCUGUACCUCGCAACAUCAAGCAUCUGAAACGGCCAGCCACAACAAUACCCACACCAAUGGAGAAGCGUGUCCGUCAUAGUUCGCCAGAAGGUUCGCGCCUGUCGGCUGCGCAGAGCCUUAUGAUGUUUAGCUCUCCGAUGGCUACGUUCCAAAUGGCCACAUCUUUCGGCCCAAAUGCAACUGCCAAUGCUACUCGUUCUCUCGAACCGAAUAAUCUUCAGGAAGCGUUAAAACCCGCCACUAAUGCCUUCGUCGCAGCAAUUGACGCACACGUCCGGACGAUACGUUCCUCGCUUGCCAUUGCUCAACAGGAAAUAUUUCCUCAUAGAUCCAGGUCCCAAGAAGCUAUGAGCAAACUUCGCGCCGCCCAACUGGGUGUACAAGCGAUCCAAGAUGACAUAGCUGAGUCGCAAGACAGGCUGCGACGACUUGUCGAAGAAUCUGUCGCCGAGGACGCCCUUGCGCCACAGCUCCAUGCACUCCAAGAAAACAACAUGUCUUUACCGCCGGAAAUCGCACAAGCAAUACGAAGCUAUGAGAGUCGCCGUGCAGCUAAGAGCGAAGAGAUAAAAACCCAAGAAUCAGCCAUCAAUGCUAAACGCGAUGAGCUAAAACGAGCGGCCGAGGAACUCGACAUAGCGGAGAAGAACUCGGGCGGCAUAGAAGCCGACAUUAGAGAUCUCCAAGCGGCCGUGACGCGUGGAACAGAAGCAGCCCGGUUCGCCAACAUGUUUAGCGUGAUGGUGCAGCUGGGACCGGAGGGAUUGGCGAACAUUGAACAGAUAUACCCAGAGAUUGGCUCUCUACUUGAGUCGCUGCUCGCGUCGAGGAAUAGCCCUUCGCAGCAGAACCAUAACAACAAUCAUCAUGUGCAUAAUGCGGUGGAUGGAGACGAGGCUAAUGGACUGUAGGGAUUGGGCACGAGACUAACGUUAGUAUAGCGAUUUGAGUAUUCCUUAUAUGGCGAGAAUAGAUUUCCGCAUUAUCUAAAAUUAAUUUGACGUUAGUACCAGUUGA